Messenger RNA from Linum trigynum, 2212 nucleotides. NCBI's taxonomy places the organism in Eukaryota, Viridiplantae, Streptophyta, Magnoliopsida, Malpighiales, Linaceae. The record is from the annotation of a GenBank genome assembly.
ACCAUUGUCCUUCUCGAUGGGAGAUGAUAGGGUAACAACAAUCAUUAUGUUUUUAGGGCGACAACACCUGUUAUCCAACGAAUAGGAAGUUAAGAUUGUGCUUACUUUUUAAUUAGUUAGGUUGACUCAAUUUAAAAUUUGCGCAGUGUAAAAUUCAUGAUACGGUAUGAUAAUCAUUUUGAAUAUUAUGUUUAGAAGAUUUAUUCUGAGGUGGCGAAGAUGACGGGAGGAAUAGUAGAGGGUAAGCUUUGGGAGAGCGAGCUAAAUCUUUUCGACGCUUCGUUUUUCACUGAUUUCGAGUCUCUUCCCCUUUGUCCAUGGACAAUGGAACAGAGGAAGGAGGUGCACUAUCGAAGAAGGGGAUAAGUGGAUAUCUAUUUUAGAUUUUAGGGAUUUAAUUUGUCUGGGUUGGUUUAAAGGUCGAGUAUUGUUUGGUUAGAGGGUUAGGUUGGUCCAGAUUAUAUGGCGGAUCUUAGUGACGCGACGGGUCGGGUAUCACUAUUUUCGGGUUAAAUAUGGCUGAUUAGACGAUUAUGUCUGUCAUGUCAGCACUUAACGAACUUCGUUAACGGAGAUGGAUGACGACUAACAGAGAGUGACCAAAUGUGAACGGUUUCACUAAACUAAGUGACCACCAACGGAUUUAAAUAUUUCCAGUGACCAAACAUGAACGAUUUUGUAAUAUCAGUAACCAACCAUGGAAUUAACCCCUUGCUUUUGUAAUUUGUCACUUAUGUAAUAUCCAUAUAUGUAUAAUUAUUCACAAAUUGGUUGAAGUUAUAAAAAAAUUAUAUUAUCUAUGAAUAACCAGGGUAUGGGUAUUGUUAACGUAUUUGUUGAAGGCAUAAAUUGCAUCUACUAGUGGGUUUUUUCCUAUACGUGGGGAAGAAGUAUGUUUAGGGAGGUGGGUCCCUAAUGCACUAUUUAUAAUUUUGAUUUCUAGAAAAAUCCUACAACAAAAGAAAACUGCUCCCGUUUUGGCCUUUCUGAAGGCGGUUCAUUCGGGUCUAUAAAAACCCUAAACCAACCAAAUCCGCAUCCCACCCAAACACGCACCAAAAGGAGAAGAAGAAAAAUCGAUCCUGCCCGAACUUCAAUCUCUUCGAGCUCUCCGAUUAUUUUCAGAAAUGGUGAGCCAACUCUUUCACUAGCUCUAUCUCCACGAAUUCUCUUUCUUCUUUCGCAUUUCAUAUUCGCCUUAAGAUAGCUAAAGCUCUCCGCUGCAUCCAUGGGGCAGAGCUUCGAUCUUCGCAUUCGUAAUAUAUUCGUUGCCUCCCGAUUAGGGUUUCCUGGAUGAAGGCCAGGGGUUAUUUUAGAUUGAUUCUUAAGGAGAUUUGUCAAGUUUCUGCCUGCCUGUUAGCUUCCCCUGCCCUUCUAGCCUCUGAUGAAACAACAGACCUAGUUGUGAUGAGGAGAUGAACUUUUUUCGUUGGGUCGCUGUUUUCUUUUGUGGUCUGCGCGGUUAAAUGAUUUGCUAUGGUUCUGUUUUGCAACAGGCUACACCUUUUAUAGCGGGAUGUACCGUUGCUGCAGCUGCUUAUGGUGCCAGGACCAUGAUCAGGGCUUGGCAAGCUAUGAAGACGAGACCGCGUGCAUUCUACAAAGGUGGUUUUCAAUCUACCAUGACAAAGAGGGAAGCAGCCCUCAUACUUGGAGUAAGGGAAAGUACUCCCGUCAAAGAUGUGAAGGAUGCUUAUAAGAGGGUCAUGAAAGCGAAUCAUCCAGAUCAAGGUGGCAGCGGCUACCUAACAAACAAAGUAAAUGAAGCCAAGAACAUCUUGAUUGGUGGCAAAAAUUCGGGCUCUGCUUUCUGAGGGGCGCACUUUUAGUACCCCUCCCCGUACUUGGCACACGAGACAGAUUCUUAUAACCAUUGGAAGAGUUUCGCUGUUAAAUGUACUUGCAGGUUGCAGCAUCGCACAUGAGAACCGCAGAUCAUUUUUCACCGCGUUCAACUUUUUUGCUUCGCAUUCUUGUAAUUGGAGGGACUAUAGAAUGUUGGGUCCCUGUCAUUGUGUUCCCCUCACAUCAGCUUCAUCAUCUGUAAAAGGAGCCCCGAGAUCGGGUAGUGAGUUGUUAGUUAUAACAGAAUGGUGGGUGAUGGAUAUAGCCUGUAGUUAACCCCAGAUAAUCUUUGAAAUGGAUUGAUGGGUGAUUGAUGUGCAUUAUGUGUUUUGACGGUAAAACCUGAAACUCUGCACAUUUGAAAUCC